CGUUCAUUAUUUAGAAUUAACAAUAUGGAAUGGAGUAACGACAAAUGUUUGGAGCUAAUCGACAUCUACGAAAAGUAUCCUGUGUUGUGGGAGCCCAAGCAUAAAUUUUAUUUUUCGAAAACAAAGAAAAAUGAUGCGUGGGACGAAAUCUCCAAAAUAAUGAAUGUGGAUGCCAAAACGGUGAAAAUAAAAAUGAAUAGUCUGCUAGGCUCCUUCCGCAGUCAGAAAAGCAAAGGAAAAAAAACUAUUGGUACCGGAAAAGCACGUCAAGAAGUGUACAUAUCGAAAUGGUUUGCGUUUGAAAGGAUGCAUUUUUUGCUUGACCGAGACGCUCCCCGAGAUACACUGGACACAGAAAAAGAUUUGGAUACCGAAGGUAGUGGAGAAGAAAAUGGCGAAAUGGAUCUGUCUUCCGUUCCGGUGGAGGACGAUAGUGAGGUGGUCAUCAGGGAAGAUGAAGACGAAGUACAAGUAGAUGAGACACAAGAAAAAGAAAAUGCAAAACAUGCUAAACCCCCGGCCAAGAAAAAACCAAAAAAACAACAUCACGAAGAGAGUAACUCCUUAUCUAAAGAAGCUCUUCGAAUUUUGCAGGACACGCACACUCGCUAUCUUGCGAAACAAAACCAAGACCCGCUGCAAGAUCGCUUUUCUAUAUAUGGCCAACAUGUAGCUAAUAAGCUAAGAGGAUAUUCAAAAAGGUGCCAUGCUAUAGUCGAGCAUGAAAUCAACAAUGUGCUCUUCAAAGCGGACAUGGGAGAAUAUGACACUUUUUCGACAAAUGUUGCACCUGGGCCUUCUUCUGAUAGCAGUUCUGCUACAAUUUAUAAUUCAACACCAGGCCCAUCUUCGGCGGGUUCCUACGUUUCGUACGUAGACUUUCCCGAUACUUCACAAAAUUUUCUGAAUUUGUAAUUUUUUGUGCAAGUUAAAAUUUAAUAAAAAGUUACUUUUGCUUACCUGAACAUAAC
Photinus pyralis (common eastern firefly) is the source of this 971-nucleotide messenger RNA. RefSeq lists its product as uncharacterized. Bases 25 to 915 code for a protein of 296 amino acids. The record is from RefSeq and is a predicted model, not a curated record. The transcript is spliced from 3 exons. NCBI's taxonomy places the organism in Eukaryota, Metazoa, Arthropoda, Insecta, Coleoptera, Lampyridae.